Molecule: messenger RNA, 2361 nt
Organism: Medioppia subpectinata
Lineage: Eukaryota; Metazoa; Arthropoda; Arachnida; Sarcoptiformes; Oppiidae
Source: the annotation of a GenBank genome assembly
AUGUCCAACCGCUCAGCACAUGGAUCCCCUUCUGGGGGACCGUUUGGUGAUAUACAAGAUUUUGAGGCACCGGUAGACCCGACCAGUUUCCACCCGACCCUAUUGGACACUAACCCGCCCGACAUAGCGGGCCCACUACUGGCGCCACAACAGGUGCCAUACGGUUACGCACCGGCCUAUACUCGAGCCGCAACACCACAGCCCCUGUACUCAACAGAGUUGGCCGCGGCUGGUAUUUUUGGGCCGAGACAUGACUACUCAACAGUGGCCGCAGAGUUGGACCUGACUCAGCCGUGGACUGCGGCCAAACACCACGUCGAGCGGCUGGGCUUCCGGUUUGACCGGGUGUUCGGCUUUGGAGCUUUUGGCGACAUAUGGCUGGUGUCGGUUGAGGGCACGGUUUUCCAGUUGGCCUGCAGACUGUCCAGCGUUGAGACAGUGAUAGCCCGGUCGGGGCAGUCAGUCCACGAGGCCGUACGCCAGUUGCUCCGGGAGGUAGAGGCGAUGCGCGGUCUGAGGCACCCAAACAUAUUGUCGAUGGAGUGGGUGGUGUGCGCCCGGGCGACUGGGCUUAGGGCACUGCACCUGUUUGUAUUCAUGGCCGUAUGCAAAGGUGAUAUGUGGGGACUAAUAGAAACUCUGCCGGACCGUAAACAGACGGAAGCCCAGGCACACGACUGGUUUGUACAGUCCUGUCAUGGGCUGCAGUACCUGCAUCGGCAACGCGUGGCGCACCUGGACCUUAAGCCCGAGAACAUACUGUACCUGACGAUGGCGGACACCCGCACCGGUCAGCCCAAGCGUGUGUACAAACUGACCGAUUACGGUCUGGCGCAGUGGUUUCCGGUGAAUGAGCCCGAUAUGCAAAACCCGGUGCGCAAAAACAGCAUAGUGUACAUGUCGGACGAGCUCGUGAGCGCCGCCGGCCAAAUGCGCGGCCAACUACUCGGCCAACUGUUGGGCCAAACGAGGUUUGACACACGCAAAGUGGACGUAUACGCCAUGGGUGUGACUCUGGCCUAUGCUGUGGUCGGGGCUGAGAUUGCUUGGGAGUGCCUACAGGCGGGCAAACUUCCGUCGGGCGCCGUAUGGAUCCCGGAGCACAUGUACGACAAAGCUUACAGCCAACAACUCAUAGCACUUAUGCGAAGUAUGACGUGCGCCGACCCCAACACUCGUUACACCGUAGACCAGGUGCUGGAGUCCGAGUGGGUUACCGGCAAUGAACAGGCGUACGGCGCGCCGCCUGACAUCGCGGAGCCCGCGGUGAAGGUGAUUAGCACCGGGCAGUCGGCCACCGAUGCGACCAAAGCCCACCCAUUGAUACGACUCUCGGCUGCCUUUCAGAAGGCACGGGCCGGCGAUCAGUCGACGGUCACCGAUAGGUCCCAAGUUGUUGGCGAAGUAGAUGUGGGCGCCGGUAGAGCGGGGCCGCCCUCUCCCGCGGCCGGCGGGCUGUUCGGUGAGUUAGUCGGCAAACGGGUUGAGUCACAACAGGAGAGAGAGGACCGGGAGGAUAGGGAACAGCAGACAAUGGCCCGAUUGGGACUGCCGUUUAGCCGCGAGUUGGGCCGAGACGUGUAUAGUGCUGUAUAUGAGGGCACCUAUACUGAGGCGAUCGCCAAUAUUCAGGGCCGGGCGGCAAAGUUUAUGACCGAAGGCGACCGUCCCGUACAGCCCGGCCACAAGUUCGCCGCCAAACGGGUAGUGUUCACCGCCGACACCGAUGUCUCCCGUCGACUACGCUAUGAGAUUGAGAAACAAGUGCUGAAAGAACUGGUCGGUCACCCGAAUGUAGUCACCUAUCGGGUGACCGUCAACUUUGGCCGACAGACAGUACUCAGCAAUACGAUUGGCGCCCGGGAUGUGCUCUGUUAUGAUCGCUCGUAUAUAGUCAUCGACUAUACAGACGCCGUUCAUUUGGGCCAAUUCAAGGGCUCCGGCGGUCUCACUGAUGGUUUGGCCGUUCAGUUUAUACAAGGAUUGAGCGCAGGUCUGUUUCAUAUGCACAACAACGGCAUAAUCAAAGGUGACAUCAAUGAUGAGGGCGUACUUAUAUGCACGGGUGAGGGGCCCGACGGGUAUGCGGCCAAGUGGGCCGACUUUGGCGCGAGUAUACACCGGCAACUGUUUAGCCAAUGGGGUAUCGCUAUCAGCGACCAAGAGUUUGAUAAAUAUCGGCGCCAGGAUUGCCAACAGGCGUCCGGAUUGUUUGACUCAAUGCUGGCCACAGUGGCCAUUGGUGCCGACGCGGAGGGUAUGUCCGGUGCGGUGCAAGAGAUGCGCACAUAUGUGGCCGAAAUGCGUGUCUCUCAUCAGCCCCUGAAUGUGUUGAUCCGUAAGUAUCGGUUCAAGUGGUGA